Carlito syrichta (Philippine tarsier) is the source of this 1547-nucleotide messenger RNA. It is a transcript of the gene HPD, whose product is annotated as 4-hydroxyphenylpyruvate dioxygenase. Lineage: Eukaryota; Metazoa; Chordata; Mammalia; Primates; Tarsiidae. The record is from RefSeq and is a predicted model, not a curated record. The coding region runs from base 202 to 1464 and encodes 420 amino acids. Gene Ontology annotation, molecular function: 4-hydroxyphenylpyruvate dioxygenase activity. The transcript is spliced from 14 exons. Gene Ontology annotation, cellular component: Golgi membrane; endoplasmic reticulum membrane. Gene Ontology annotation, biological process: L-tyrosine catabolic process.
AAUUCUGGAGCCGCCACUGCACUCCAGCUGUCCUUAGCUUCUGAGCUUUGGAUUCUGGGCGGGUAAGGGUCACAGUCCCGGUCCCAGGGUCCUGGAAAGAGUGUGCCCUUGGCUCCUUGCCCUGGCUCUGCCCCCCACUGUCUAGUGGACUAGGACAAGUCACCCCCACCCCGUCUGGGCCUGACAGCAUUGCUCUGCCCAAUGAGGCCCAGGCUGGAUCAGAAGCUUCCAGGCCUAGGACCUUGCAGGCCUAGGCUCAGCUCCCGCCCCCAUGAAGGCCACCAGACGACUUACAGCAACAAAGGACCAAAGCCCGAGAGGGGCCGGUUCCUUCACUUCCACUCUGUGACCUUCUGGGUUGGCAACGCCAAGCAGGCUGCCUCCUUCUACUGCAACAAGAUGGGCUUCGAACCCUUCGCCUACCGGGGCCUGGAGACAGGCGCGCGGGAGGUGGUCAGCCACGUGAUCAAGCAAGGGAAGAUUGUGUUUGUGCUGUCCUCGGCGCUCAACCCCUGGAACAAAGAGAUGGGCGAUCACCUGGUGAAACAUGGAGACGGAGUGAAGGACAUCACGUUCGAGGUGGAAGAUUGUGACUCCAUUGUGCAGAAAGCCCGGGAACGGGGUGCCAAAAUCGUGCGGGAGCCCUGGGUGGAGCAGGACAAGUUUGGGAAGGUGAAGUUUGCUGUGCUGCAGACGUACGGGGACACCACACACACCCUGGUGGAGAAGGUGAACUACACUGGACGGUUCUUGCCUGGAUUUGAGGCCCCAGUAAUGACGGAUCCUCUCCUUUCCAAGCUUCCCAACUGUCAUCUUGAGAUUAUUGAUCACAUUGUGGGAAACCAGCCUGACCAGGAGAUGGUGUCUGCUUCAGAAUGGUACCUGAAGAAUCUGCAGUUCCACCGCUUCUGGUCCGUGGAUGACAAGCAGGUGCACACAGAGUACAGCUCUCUGCGCUCCGUUGUGGUGGCCAACUACGAGGAGUCCAUCAAGAUGCCCAUUAACGAGCCAGCACCAGGCAAGAAGAAGUCCCAGAUCCAGGAAUUUGUGGAGUAUAAUGGGGGCGCUGGGGUCCAGCACAUCGCUCUCAAGACCCAAGACAUCAUCACAUCGAUUCGCCACUUGAGAGAGAGAGGCACGGAGUUCCUGGCUGUUCCUUCCACAUACUACAAACAGAUCCGGGAGAAGCUCAAGACGGCCAAGAUCAAGGUGAAGGAGAACAUCGACAUCCUGGAGGAGCUGAGAAUCCUGGUGGACUACGACGAGAAAGGCUACCUCCUGCAAAUCUUCACCAAGCCCAUGCAGGACCGGCCCACGCUCUUCCUAGAAAUCAUCCAGCGCCACAACCACCAGGGUUUUGGAGCUGGCAACUUUAACGCACUGUUCAAGGCUUUCGAGGAGGAGCAGGAUCUGCGGGGCAACCUCAUCGACGUGAACACCAACGGCGUGGUGCCGGGCAUGUAGGCCCCGCCCAUCCCGCCCGCCCCACCGAGGCCCCGCCCACACGCCGGCGGAAGGCCACGCCUCCCGUUUCUGGAGCACGCCCA